Hydractinia symbiolongicarpus is the source of this 3910-nucleotide messenger RNA. RefSeq lists its product as uncharacterized. The transcript is spliced from 5 exons. The record is from RefSeq and is a predicted model, not a curated record. Lineage: Eukaryota; Metazoa; Cnidaria; Hydrozoa; Anthoathecata; Hydractiniidae. Bases 2893 to 3831 code for a protein of 312 amino acids.
AGGAUAGGAUAGAUAGGAUAGGAUAGAUAGGAUAGGAUAGAUAGGAUAGGAUAGAUAGGAUAGGAUAGAUAGGAUAGAUAGGAUAGAUAGGAUAGAUAGGAUAGAUAGGAUAGAUAGGAUAGAUAGGAUAGAUAGGAUAGAUAGGAUAGAUAGGAUAGAUAGGAUAGAUAGGAUAGAUAGGAUAGAUAGGAUAGAUAGAUAUAGAUAGAUAGAUAGGAUAGAUAGAUAGGAUAGAUAGAUAGGAUAGAUAGAUAGGAUAGAUAGAUAGGAUAGAUAGAUAGAUAGAUAGGAUAGAUAGAUAGAUAGGAUAGAUAGAUAGGAUAGAUAGGAUUAGAUAGAUAGAUAGAUAGGAUAGAUAGGAUUAGAUAGGAUUAGAUAGAUAGGAUAGAUAGGAUUAGAUAGGAUUAGAUAGAUAGGAUAGAUAGGAUUAGAUAGGAUUAGAUAGAUAGGAUAGAUAGGAUUAGAUAGGAUUAGAUAGAUAGGAUAGAUAGGAUUAGAUAGGAUUAGAUAGAUAGGAUAGAUAGGAUUAGAUAGGAUUAGAUAGAUAGGAUAGAUAGGAUUAGAUAGGAUUAGAUAGAUAGGAUAGAUAGGAUUAGAUAGGAUUAGAUAGAUAGGAUUAGAUAGGAUUAGAUAGAUAGGAUUAGAUAGGAUUAGAUAGAUAGGAUUAGAUAGGAUUAGAUAGAUAGGAUAGAUAGGAUUAGAUAGAUAGGAUAGAUAGGAUUAGAUAGAUAGGAUAGAUAGGAUAGAUAGGAUUAGAUAGAUAGGAUAGAUAGGAUAGAUAGGAUUAGAUAGAUAGGAUAGAUAGGAUUAGAUAGAUAGGAUAGAUAGGAUUAGAUAGAUAGGAUGGAUAGAAUAGAUAGAUAGGAUAGAAUAGAUAGAUAGGAUAGGAUAGAUAGAUAGGAUAGAUAGGAUAGAAUAGAUAGAUAGGAUAGAAUAGAUAGAUAGGAUAGAAUAGAUAGAUAGGAUAGAUAGGAUAGAUAGAUAUAUUCACAGUUACUCUCCUGACCGAAAACAGUACCGAAUCCUACUGUUUUAGGUUGCGUUUUCUACGUCGGUUACCUUUCCUACGUACGACGGUUACGUUUCCUACCCAGCAGUAGGUUACGCUUAGGUUACGUCGGUUACCCACGACAUGGCGGUUACGUUUUCUACGUCAACGCGCAUGUGCAAAUAUUAAAAAUAAAUCAUAAGGGCGGCUUGCGGCGUGAAAGAUACUCUCAGUUAAGGAUUGUUGUUGUUGUUUUUUAAUCAUAUCAAUCAGAUAUAAGAAACAGAAAAGCUUUUUUUCUUUGGUAAGUUUUAUUUUGUCAUUUAACAGUUUUAAAUGUUGUAAAUGCUUAUGUAAAUAUAUUUUUUGUGGGCAACAAAAGUGCAUAGCUAGCUAACGUUUUGUAGCUAGUAACACCCCAAAUAGCAAUCUGAACUUUUUAGGUUUGUUCAAUGAAAUAACAUUAGUAGAAUUAAAGAGCUAUAGCUAUGGUCAUUUAACAAUAGCAUUAUGUUUCUUGGUAGUCUUUUUGUGUAGUUAAGUAUAUUGCUGUAGUGUGUUUUUAUAUAGUCCUUAUUCUCAUGUUGGUAUUUUGAUAUGACCUCUGAGCGUUUGUUUAAAAGCUCAUUUUAUUUUCACUAAAUUUAUUCUUACUUAUUUUUUUUCUUGUUUCUUUAAAGACAAUAGCCAUGCUUGAAGUUGUUUUUCGAGAGACUCACACCUAUUUGUUUUUAAAACAUUUUGUUUAUUUUUCUCUUGUUUUUUAAAAAUAAUGACCAUGCUUGAAGUUGUUUUUCUGGAGACCCCACACACUUGUUUUAAACAACCAGUGUUGUUUAUAGAUAUAUUAUUCCUAAUCAAAAUGAUAUCAAAUCAUAACAAAAGCUGUUAUAAAUUAUUGUUAAAAAAGUGUGUUGUCUGUUGUACCCAUGCCUUCAAAGAACUUCUAUCACCGGUUUUUAUUAUGAUAAUUUAGUUAAGUACACAAUUAAGCUUUCUUUUAUAUCACACUGCAGUUGUGCUUUGCUCAAGUAUUUCAUAUAUAUUUUACAUUGUCAGAAUAAAAAAAAUCAUUUUUCAAGUUGGAAUUGUCAAAGCAGGUCACAAGAAAAGUAGGAAGCAUAUUUUAUCAUGAGUUUUGGUAAUAGUAAGGUAAACAACAGUCUUUUGUGUGUAUACACCUAUUAUAUAUAUACUAUUAUAUACCUUUUUCUUGUUCUUAACAGUAUAUUUUUAUUUCUAGGAAGUUUUGUAUCGACAAUUAGUGAAAAUAUAUACGUGUACAAUUUCUGCAAAAGUCAAUUUGUGAAACGAAAUCUUCAAGAAUCAUUUGUAUUGGUUGGUACCAUAACAGUUAUUACAAGGAAUGGGACUGAUGGCAUGGCCCAUCCUAUUAUCUUGGGAAAAAAAUGGUAACAAUUGGAAAGUUGAAACAUCGUCUACGUCAAAUAGUUUAGAAAGUAUGUUGAUGAGAGAAAAUAUCAGGUUGAAGAAGAAAAUUUCAGAGCUCGAGAACCAACUUUCAACAGACUCUACAAGCUUACCUAUAGAAAAAAACCGCAAAAAAUGUCCAUUACAGUCAUGUGAUAGUUGUGUUACAAAUUUAUCUCGGCACAUGAUAGAAGUACACUAUUGGCCCCAGAGUAAGGCAAAAUAUUGCGUUGGCAUAUACGGAUUGAGGAAACCAGGUGUUAGGUUUUAGGUUGUCGAAACAAAAGAAUGAGUUUGCACCUCCAAGACGUCCACAAACUAUCAAAAGGACCUUACUAUUAUAGUAUGUUGAAAUUAGCCAGGGUGUGUGACGUUGCAUCAAACAACGAAGUACACAUAUGACAUCCAUCCCUGCCAAGCAUGUCGCCACUGAUGAUCGCCACUGAUCCGAAGUAACAGAUUCGGAUAGUGACAUGGAAGAUGACGAAGUGGUUGACUCUGCUGAAAUUUUAGAGAGGUUUGUGACAUAUAAAAUUUCAGUUGAUGGAGGGAAGAGUUGCCAAAAGAGUGCUAUUCAGUCAAAGCAGCAAUUGAGAGAUAUUUGGGCAGCUUUGGAUUCCUCAAAUCCCAGUGAUUUAGUCAGAAAAUAUAAAAUUCGCGACACCUUUUUGACAACGUAUGCCGAAAAGACAAAGGAAUACAAAGCUUUAACCAUUAAACGGUAUAUUUUGUCACUGCCACACUUCUAUGACUUUCUCCUUACUGAGGAGAUCCAUCUACCUGGAAUAGCACCAGAUAUGAUUUUAAGGAUGAAAGUUAGUGUAUCUCGAUGGAGCAAAUCUAAUAAUGGAACGGUAGAGAUACAGCAGCUUGAGAGACAGAUGGAGGGGCAACAAGUGCUUAUCACGCCUGAGCAGAUCCAACGGUAUGAGGAGUCUGCCAGUGCAAAGGAGGCUAUCUCGAUAAUUAAAAAUUUUCGUAGCCCUUACCGAGAAAACACCUUGUCUCGUCAAGAAUAUGCGUGUAUACGGGAUUUUCUCAUAACGGAAAUAACUAUAAUUAAUUGUCAGAGGUCUGGCGUACCUAGCAACAUGAACAUCGAUGAGGUGAAGGCUGCUGUAUUUCGUGAUGGUAAAUAUAUUAUUAAAGUAAAACGUCACAAGACAUUUAGGAAACACGGUCCUGUUAAUCUGUGUACGAGAGAAACCUUGUACCAACAGCUCUUAAUUUUUUUCGAUUCAAUUCGCAGUCAGAUACACAGUGACUUUGAAAAUGUUUUUGUUUCAUAUAAUGGCAAGAUGUUAGAAUCUGGAGCAAUAUCGAAACAAAUUAAUAGCACUUGGAAAAGGUCCGGUGUUUAUGGUGAAAACGAUCCGCCAGUGAGGAAAAACAUCACUUCAAAUAUAUUUUAAAAGUCUGGAUCCACCAUCAUUGAAGAUAAAAAUCCAAGUGAAGCUCCAUAUGUUGCUAGCCUGUUGACGCACUCUGAAA